AACACAGGAUAAAGAGAUCAGGCCAGCUCAAGGCAGGGUCCGCGUGGUACGACAAAGACGGGGAGGAACCCUCCCACCCUAGCCCCGCAAACCCCUGGGGAGACCUGGCCGGAGAGCAGCAUGGAGGAGCAGCCCCUGGAGCCGGCAUGGAUGAGGACAGGGAAGUGCCCAGACACACAGGGCAAGAAGGCACACCAGGCAGAUUGGGUCUUUUCUCCUGCUGUGUGCACACGCCACCUAUGUGACUGGGUGUUUGUGCAUCUGAUGUGUGUGUGCAUGCACCUGGAUGUGCGUGUGUGUGUGUGUGUAUGAGCGUGCACACUCCCACACCUGUCCACGUGCCUGUGUGUUGGGGCAGAGAAGAAUAUGCACCCGAGAGCUUCCACCUCAGUGUGCAAGGAAGAGGUGUAUCUGCACAUACUGGCCAGGUGUGAGCUCUGGGUACCACGUGUGCUGGACUCAGAGGUGGGGGGCAUGUUAGUGCUGCUGCAGCAGCUUUGAGAAGGGGUGACAGUGCCCCCACCUAGCUCUCAUGACCCAGCCGCCUGCUCAGUGAAGCAGAGGGCCUGGCCCAGCACACAUCACACUUGCAUCUCUCUGCUGUCCAGGGUGCUCAGAAGUGACCUCCCUGCCAGGCGCGGCUAUGAGCAACUCCACCGAGACCUUGGUGACAGAGUUCAUUUUGCUGGGCUUCCCAGAGCUGUGCCAUCUGCAGGCCCUGCUGUUCGGGUCAUUCCUCACUAUCUAUGUGGUGACUGUCCUGGAGCACCUGGUCAUUGUGGUGACUGUCGGAGCCAGCUGCCAACUGCACACACCCAUGUACUUCUUCCUGGCCAACCUGUCGGUGCUGGAGACCCUGUACACCUCAGUCACCAUCCCCAAGCUGCUGGCCGGCCUCCUGGCUUGGGCGAGGACCAUCUCCUUCUCAGGGUGCCUCACCCAGCUGUUCCUCUUCCUCUCCCUGGGCUCCUCUGAGUGCUUCCUCUUGGCUACCAUGGCCUGUGACCGGUACCUGGCCAUCUGUUGCCCACUGCACUAUGCGGCCAUCAUGGACUGGAGGCUCUGCCUGAGCCUGGCCCUUAGCGCCUGGCUGGGUGGCUUCCUGGCCUCCUUCGUGUCCACGGCUCUCAUCUCCCGCCUCAGGUUCUGCGGCCCCAAUGUCCUCAACCACUUCUUCUGUGACAUCUCACCCCUGCUGCAGCUCUCCUGCUCAGACACCACCACCAUCGAAGUGCUGGACUUCAUAGCAGCCCUGGCUGUGCUCACAACCUCCCUGCUGGUGACCAUGGUCUCCUAUGCCCGCAUCCUGGCCACAGUGCUGAGGAUCUCAGGAAGGGCCGGCCGCCAGAAGGCCUUCUCCACCUGUGCUUCCCACCUGGUGGUCGUGGCCAUCUUCUACACCACCACCAUCUUCAUGUAUGCCCGGCCUCGCGCCAUCAGCUCCUUUGACCUCAACAAGCUGGUGUCCGUGGUCUAUUCGGUUGUGACCCCACUGCUCAACCCCAUCAUCUACUGCCUGCGGAACCGUGACAUCAGGGAGGCCCUGGCCAAACUCCACCGGACCCCUGGCCGCUCCUGAGCACCAGCAGCAGGAGAAUUUCAAAGCCCUCCUCUGCCAUCUGCUCACGAACAUCAGCCCACACCAGGCAGGCCAUGGCCCCCUCCCACCCGCGCACACAGCCAGCUCCUCUCCUCCCCUCACCCUGGGACGGGAGCACAGUGGCAGCAGCUGAAGCUCCAAAGGCUCUUGCCGCCUCUCCAGGGAGCUUCAGCACCGGAGCAGGGGACAGCUCCUGAGCAGCGGGGAGCUUGAUCUCCAGCUCCCGGGAAGGUCCCACUCCACCUCGGACCUGGUCAGUCUCUGUGGUGGCCAGCCCCUCUGCCUGGCCCUCCUGGGCCCCAUGUGCCCCGCCCCUGCGCCCACUUGGAUGGCCUCCUUUGCCUGAGAUCCCAGCUCCUCGGAGUGGAACCUGCAGCCACCCUCAGCUGGCCGGUGGACUCAGGCUUCCCGGCAGGUCCGGCGGCACUAGUAGCACCUGCCACUUCCCUCAGAAACAAGAAUGUUUUUCAUCCAAAGCCUGACGGGCCCAGUGAGCAGGUGGCACCCCCUCCCUGACCUGCCGCCCCGCUUCUCCCCUGGCACUUGGGGGCAGAAGCCGGGUUAAUCCAGCACGGCCCUUCUUCCUGGCUGUCCCGACCUCACCGUUGCCCACACACCCCAAGCCCCCUCCCUCCCCCCGCACCAGCGCCUAGUGCUCAGCGUGCCUCCCGGGAGGAGGACUUGUGUUUUGUCAGCAGAUGCGUUGUGUUCCUGGUGGGUGUGCUUUAACCCACAUAAAUGAUUCUGUGCUGUGAGUCUCUUUCACACUAUUUUCCUUUCUGUAUUUUGAGGUUAUGUCUUUAGGUGCAUGACAUUUAGAAUUGUUCUAUCACCUUGUAAAUUAAACCUUUUAUUGCUAAGAAGUGUCUCCAGUACUAUCUUCUGCUUAAUCUUCUAGGUUUAGGCCACUGUGUCUGUCGCUGACACAGCUGCAUCAGCUUCCUUCUAGUCCUGUACGAAUGACACUGACUUUGAUCUGCCCUG
Vicugna pacos (alpaca) is the source of this 2584-nucleotide messenger RNA. RefSeq names its product olfactory receptor 6A2-like. Gene Ontology annotation, cellular component: membrane. Gene Ontology annotation, molecular function: G protein-coupled receptor activity; olfactory receptor activity. Lineage: Eukaryota; Metazoa; Chordata; Mammalia; Artiodactyla; Camelidae. Gene Ontology annotation, biological process: G protein-coupled receptor signaling pathway. The record is from RefSeq and is a predicted model, not a curated record.